This is a messenger RNA of Argiope bruennichi, 2073 nucleotides long. RefSeq lists its product as uncharacterized. The coding region runs from base 1 to 2073 and encodes 690 amino acids. The record is from RefSeq and is a predicted model, not a curated record. Gene Ontology annotation, biological process: proteolysis. NCBI's taxonomy places the organism in Eukaryota, Metazoa, Arthropoda, Arachnida, Araneae, Araneidae. Gene Ontology annotation, molecular function: aspartic-type endopeptidase activity. The transcript has 4 exons.
AUGACAACGGAUAGCGAACAUUCUACGACUGAAACAACUACUGUUAUGGAUGCCGAAGCAAAUAAAGUAAGCAUAAAAAUUCCACCAUUUUGGUGUGAAAAACCAGACAUUUGGUUUUAUCAAGUUGAAGCUCAGUUUGAAAUAAAUAAAAUUUCUACUGAAGAAACUAAAUUCAACUAUUUGGUUUCCCAGCUUGAACCGAAAUAUGUUGAGCAUAUAUGGGAUAUUAUUAAGGACACUAAGCCUAAUAAAUAUGCCCUGGCGAAAGAAAGACUUUUAAAUAUGUUCAAAGAAAGUGAAAACAAGAGAAUUCAGCGCAUAGUUACUGGAAUAGACCUUGGCGAUAACAAGCCAAGUCAGCUUUUGCAGAAGAUGAAAAAUUUAGGAGCGGACGAUUUUUCAGAAAAAGUGUUGAAAUCUUUAUGGCUGGAUAAAAUGCCUGAUUUUAUUCGAAAUAUUCUUCUUGUAAGUGAAGAAGGUUUAGACAAACUGGCUACGAUGGCUGAUAAAAUUCAUGAGAUGAAAUCGGAAAAGGAAGUUUGUGCUGUUUCGCCAAAUGUUAACUAUACUGAUGCUUUAUUUGCAAGAAUAGCUGCUUUAGAACAAAAAAUUGAUUCACUGCAAAUAAAUGACCGUUCUAGAUCCAAAUUUAUAAAUCAUCGCCGGAAUAUAUCUCGAAGCCGCAGUCGUUCAACUAAGCGAUUUAACCAGAAAGGCGGGAAACUCCAAGAUGCAACAGGAUUAGCGGCUACCGCUGUUGCUGAUAUUAAUGAAAGCCGCAAGUUUCGUUUAUUUGUAAAGGACAAAAACACAGGAUUGCGGUUCUUAGUGGAUUCAGGAGCUGAUGUUAGUCUUAUUCCUGCAACUCAUCGAAAUAAAACAACAGAUGAUUUUAAACUAUAUGCGGCGAAUGGAACAGAAAUUCCUACUUAUGGAAUUAAAAUUUUGAACUUGAAUUUAGGACUUAGAAGAGAAUUUAAAUUUCCUUUUAUAUUAGCUAAAGUUGAUAAAGCAAUAAUAGGAGCUGACUUUUUGAAUAAAUUUAAGCUUUUAAUAGAUAUUCAUAACAAACAACUUAUUGAUGGAAUAACUAAUCUGUCCGUUCGACACCACGUAACAACAAUAUCUGUUGAUGAUGUUAUUAGUACUUUGGAUAAAACUUCUAAAUAUGCUAAUUUGUUACAACAAUAUCCAAAUUUAACUAAACCUAAUUUAACAGUAUCUAAAUUUGAACAUGAUGUUGAGCAUUUUAUCACAACAAAAGGACAACCUACUUAUUCCAAAGCUAGACAACUGGAUUCCAAGCGAUUACAUAUAGCAAAACAGGAAUUUCAAUACAUGUUAGAAAAUGAUAUUAUUCGACCAUCUAAAUCACAAUGGUCCAGCCCUCUUCACAUGGUGCCUAAGAAAGAUGGUUCCUUCCGACCAUGUGGGGAUUAUCGACGUUUGAACGCUCAAACCAUACCAGAUCGUUACCCUAUACCUCGAUUAGAAGAUUUCAACCACAUUUUAAAGAAUACUCGAAUAUUUUCUAAAAUUGAUUUGCAUAAAGCAUAUUUCCAAAUUCCGAUUAAUGAAGCUGAUAAGAAAAAAACUGCUAUUAUAACACCCUUCGGCUUGUAUGAAUUUAAUGUAAUGAGUUUUGGUUUGCGUAAUGCUCCUUCCACCUUUCAAAGAUUUAUCAAUGAGAACGCCGCUAGUACUCAAGCCAUUUUACACGAAUACUUAAAAGGAGCAAAGAAAAAAGAUAAUCGGAAAAUAACUUGGAACAAGGAAGCCAUUGAGCAGUUUGAAAAAUGUAAAAAAGAUUUGGCAAAUGUUGCUGUGCUAUCUCACCCAAAUCCUGAAUUACCUCUUUCAUUGUGCACAGAUGCUUCCAAUACAGCAGUGGGUGCAGUUCUACAACAACUUGAAAAUGGGGAAUCCCCAAAAGAUAAUUGCCUCAGCUGUCAAACGAUCUUUCUACGCAGGCUCCAAAGGGUUACUACCUGUUCCACACCUUUUGACCUUAGGGAUGAAACUUUAUCUCCUAGAGAAGUAACGAGUACCUCACGAUCCUAUAAGAUGGAAUGA